Mercenaria mercenaria is the source of this 1723-nucleotide messenger RNA. RefSeq lists its product as uncharacterized. NCBI's taxonomy places the organism in Eukaryota, Metazoa, Mollusca, Bivalvia, Venerida, Veneridae. The transcript is spliced from 2 exons. The record is from RefSeq and is a predicted model, not a curated record. The coding region runs from base 140 to 1423 and encodes 427 amino acids.
CUGAAAUCUGCCCCUGAAAAAGAUGUACAUAUACACAAUCUAUGUAAACACAAGGCGUGACCUAUACAAAGUAAAACGGGAAAGUUUACUAAGCUUGCAAAAAUUAACUGAAGAUCAAUAGGGACUGAUAAGAAUAUACAUGGAUGACGGAGACUUUAACUUCUACAGAAUAUGUAUAGUUGAGAAAAAUGUAGCACUGCUUGCCCUGAAAGAGUUAUUCGAGACACUUUGGGAGAGGAAAUACCCUGCAAUACCUUGGACAAAAGAUUCUGCAUGUGUAACACUGUUCGAACAGAAGGAAGAUGAACUCUUUGAAAAUGGUGUAGCACCAUUACCCAGUAAAGAAAAGCGGAGAAAACAAGAAAAAAGAUUACAGCGACAAAGAAGUUUCAGAGACAGCCACUGGACUAACUAUGUCUGGGAUACCAGUAAAGUUGUCCAUGCUCUUGUGGACUCAAAACUAUUUGUCAAUGAUCUGACAAUUGCAGAUGAAGAUGGUGUGCAAGUCAGUGAGCAUAUUGUCAAGAUUAAGGAUAUUCGUAACCAAACUGCUCAUUUAACAACAUCUGCUAUUAGCACUGAAGAAUUUGAGAAAGUGGUGGAGUCAUUGAACAAACAUAUAAAAGCACUAGAGUUAACAAAUGUUGAUUUGUCUCGGUACGUUGUGAAACUCCAAACAGUUAAAAACCAAAAGAAGCCGGUCUUGCAGCAUGUAUAUAAAGAAAGGGAAAGACACGAUACACUUGUAAAAAGACAAAUCGCUGACAGGAAAUAUUUUUCUACAGAAUAUAAGAGACUCGACAGGGAGAAACACUUUCUGAAAACAAAUAUAGAUCACUUGAAGACGAAAGAAAAAACUGCUGAAAAUGAUGGAACUGAUGAAGAAAAUGGAAACACAGAAGAGAAUACCGAAGACCAAAGUCACAAACAUUCUUUAACAACAAAGUACGAAAGUCUCGAGUCAGAUUACAACCAUCUAAACAAGGUUACAGAGGACCUUAACAACAAAGGGUCUGUAGAUCCAGAGGAACUCAAAUCUGAAAAUGACUACCUGGAACAAAUUAUGGUUGAUACUAACAAAACACACGCGGCUGAAAUUGACAGACUUAAGUCGGAAAAUGACUUUAUGAAACAGAUCUUGACACAUUCUUCAGAACUUGUAAAGUUGAAACAGACUUUGGCAGACAUGAAAAAGAAACAUGCUGCAAAGAUUGAGAGACUUGAAUCUGAACAUUCCGCUGAGGUUCAGAAACUAAUCUCUGAAAACGCCAUUCUGAAACAAACAAUAAAUGAGAGAAAUGACCGCGGACAAUGUGGCAUACAAAAGAACACAAAUAUUUAUCAAAUGCUGGUAUGUUAUCAUGUGUGCAUUUUCAUUAUCAUAACAUUUUUGCACAAAAUGAAAAUGAAAACCAUAAAAUAGCCAAUUAAAAAAAGCUUAAAAACAAAAUGUUGACUUGUUUACUGGGUUAAAUGUCAUUCAACCUGUACAGUGGCUUUCAGUAAAUUUUAAUAAUUAUAGGAGUUUAUCACACAAGAGCUUUAGGGCUUAUGUUGUUGGAUCACCAUAUGUGACAUUUAAUAAAGCUUACCUUUACCUUUACACAAAGUGAACAAGUAUGAUAUGCAACCGACAAAUUUGGUUGACAGAAAGAAUUUGACUUGACCCUACCCUAGCUACUUGAAACUUUGCACAGUGAUGCCCAUUCGCUUUGCGCAUUCU